UAACACAAUCCCUUAGGAGUGUAGAAUAAACUUUCAAAGAAUGAAUCAUCUGUUCGUGUUAACUUUUAUUCUGCUUUUUGCCUUUGCCUUGGGAUCCGAAGGUGAAUUGACCGAAAUGUGCCAACCACAAUUAAACAGAAGAGACCUAUUCGACAUAGCCGUGUUGGCCGCCAUAAAGGUUCUCAUCCGUCAGAUUGAGAGCUACAACGAGGAUCGGCCUAUCUCUUCAAGCCUGAUGGUUCACAUUACGACUAUGGUCUCCAAGUACAUCCUGACCGGUAAGAGCGUAAAGUUCAUCCUUCGGCUGCUCUAUGUGGCAUGCCGUAUGAACAAACCGCUGACACAAGAAAAUAAAAAACAAGCUCCAGUCCGCACAGCAUUCUUAUGCUUGUUGGAAUUGGGCAAAGAAAAGUGCUAUACAUACAAGGAAAAGGCGGAAGGAGACUUCUCUGUGGAGUUGCAAUGAAUUGAAUUGAAUUUAUCCGUGAUUCUUUCAAAAUUACUUGAUGCAAUUCGAAUUAUAAAUAAAUUUAUAUUGGUUAUAGAUUUUCGG
Molecule: messenger RNA, 553 nt
Organism: Drosophila melanogaster (fruit fly)
Lineage: Eukaryota; Metazoa; Arthropoda; Insecta; Diptera; Drosophilidae
Exons: 2
Coding region: 41-466 (141 amino acids)
Source: RefSeq, marked reviewed